GUCACGGCUCGGGUAAGCGUCAACACAGGGAUUCGUGACUGACAAUUCAAACAGUGUUAUAACACUGUUUGAUUCGGGUCGACCUGAAAUAAAAUGGUGUCUUUGCGCCCUUACGCGAACAAGCGAAAUAACGAAAAACGCGAAUUUUACUCUACGUAUGAGCAAAAUCUUCCAUCCGGCAAGAAACGGGAUCACACCGGGAAUGCAGGUGCUACAGCUCGCAUGCGCACGCCGACGUUCGCGCAGGGAGAGGAAGAUUUUGUGGGUAGCAAACGAAAGCCGUUUUCACCGGUUGCUCGGAAGGAAAAGCGACAAAAAAAGCGGACUGAGGAGCAGACCGCCCUACUUGGACAGUUGCGCCGACAGUGGCGCACACGUUCGGCAGAUGUGGUGGAGCUGUUCCCUGGAUCUGGUCAUUACCUGCCUGCCGCGCGGUUCCAGAAUUUUAAGGUCAACCUUACACCAGCUCGCGUACUGAUGGAUGCUGUGAACCUUGCGUUACUGUUUUUUGGAUCCGAAGACAAUGCCCUGCGCUUGUUUACUGGAGACCGCUUUGGGUUGAAGGGUGCCUUUGGCAACGACUUGCUGAGAGAUGUUUUGGGGUACAUCAAUCAGUACCAUCCAGGGAUCCUGGCAAAGCGUGCAAUGCCAAUUAAAGAGAUUGAAUUGCUGCAGGCUUUCAGCCGAAAGCUGUACUAUUAUCGCCGGAACCACUCCAAGCCUGAUCAGUCAGGAUACGCCGCGGACCUGGACUGAUGCAUUUGGAUGUCGACAUCCAUGGCUAUACUUGCCCCUGUGGCGAUAAUUAUCUUGAUAUGCAUUUUAUCUUGUUAUGCAUUUUAUCUUGUUAUGCAUCUUUGUUGCCUUUUUUGUAAUUUCUAGCGCUCUUUUAGUGCUCCGUUUAUGGUUCUGGCGCAUUAACCAAAAUCGAUUUUUUUAUCUAAUUAUGUUGGUAUUUUCGUGAGAAAGUAUGUCUCGGAUGUUGGU
Paramacrobiotus metropolitanus is the source of this 987-nucleotide messenger RNA. RefSeq lists its product as uncharacterized. The transcript is spliced from 5 exons. The coding region runs from base 94 to 756 and encodes 220 amino acids. The record is from RefSeq and is a predicted model, not a curated record. NCBI's taxonomy places the organism in Eukaryota, Metazoa, Tardigrada, Eutardigrada, Parachela, Macrobiotidae.